UUCAUUAGGUUUCCUCCAAAAAAACAAACAAAUUUAUGAUCUAAAAAAUUAUUCUUCGAUACUUUUUUUACCUAACUUUUAUCGUUAAUUAAUUUUUAACUGACAGAAACAACUAUUUAGUUUAAUUAAUUAUUGCCGGUAUUUCUCGCUUUAUCCGUGACUGAUUUGCAGACAGCUGGUUUUUGUUGUCGUUUGAUGCUUUUGAGCUAUAAUGCUAUGGAUAUUUAUGUUUUCAUGUGAAUAUAUUGGUUUAAAUUUAUUAAAACAAAGUAGAAAAAUUGUGUAAUUUAUUUUUUUAAAUUUGAUUAUUUCGUCUGAAGUCUUAACGUUUAUCCUUAGAAUAUUUAUUUUUACUCAAAAAUAAUGGAUGAAUCUCCCACUUGUCCAUCCUGUGGAAUAUUUUUAACUGAGCCUUAUAUUCAGUGUGCUCAAUGUGCCAAUCCUACUAGAUGUCUUUGUCUCCAGUGUUUUGCCAAAGGACGGGAAUAUGAGAAUCAUAAAAAUAACCACCCUUAUAUUAUUAUUAGAAAUAACUUUACUUUGUUUGAUUCUGAUUGGAUGGCAAGUGAAGAAGUAAAAUUGCUGAAUGCUAUCUCAGAUCGAGGAUUUGGAAAUUGGUCUGAAAUUGCUAAGGAUGUAGGGACUAAAACUAAACAAGAAUGUGAAGAACACUAUUUAAGAUAUUAUGUCUACAAUCCCAUUUCUCCACUACCAAAAAUUCCAACUCCUGAAACUGUGACAGAUCACUUUCCUGCUCCCAUUUCUUGCACAACAUUUUCUCAAGAUCCACCACGUCCAAUAGUAGCAUCUGUUCUCUAUCAAGAAAUGGCAGGUUAUAUGCCUGCCAGAGGAGAUUUUGCUUAUGAAUAUGAUGAUUAUGCAGAAUUAGAUAUCAAAGAUUUGAAGAUUGAAAAUGAUGGGGAUCCUCUAUGGAAUGAAUUACAAUUAAAUAUCCUUAACAUCUAUAAUUCUCGACUGAAAGAGCGAGCACGUCGCAAGUGGAUUAUUAAAACAUAUGGUUUAAUCAGUAUGAAAAGGAAUCUGGAUGAUUGGAAACGGUAUACAAAUCUUGGCAACAAAUGGUUAGAUACUAUGAAGACAAUGAUGCGUCUAUUUUAUCCUGAUGACUUUUAUAAGUUCAUGGAAGGAAUUUUAUGGGAACAAAAAACUAAGCAACGAAUAAAACUAUUACAAGAGUGCAGAACUGCUGGCUUAACUCAUCUCUAUAGUAUACAUACCUAUAUGCGAUUGAAAAGGAGGCGUGAUGGGAAGAAAAAGAGCAAAAGUAUAUUGGAUGAAGUUUUAAGUCAAAUAAAGGAUGAAGCAUCUUGUCAACAAUACAUAAGAAGGCAAGCUUUAAGAGAAAGUCAGGGAUUUGAAAUCAAUCCAUCACCUGGAGGAAGACAAGCUCCUCCUUUAAACAUCAUAAGCAUGCCUGGCUAUGAGAAACUUUCAGAAAAAGAAAGAGAGCUCUGUUCAAACAUUAGGAUUAUGCCACAAUCUUACUUGCAGUAUAAAACUACCCUUCUGAAUGAAUACAGAAAACUUGGAAGUUUGCGACUGGCAAAUGCAAGAAGUGUGGUCAAAAUUGAUGUUAAUAAAACACGUAAAAUAUAUGAUCUUCUUCUUGAGGAAGGUUUAGUUUCAAAAGGAUAAUAGUAGCACAAUUCUUUUAUAAAUUUCAUUUGUCUUUCAUUUUUUUACAUGCUAUCAUUUUUCAUACAAAGUGUCAAUUGAGUAAUGUAUUUUGUCUAAAAUAAAAAAUAAAUUAUUUAUUUCUAAAGUG
This is a messenger RNA of Parasteatoda tepidariorum (common house spider), 1786 nucleotides long. RefSeq names its product Transcriptional adapter 2A (gene Ada2a). Gene Ontology annotation, molecular function: zinc ion binding; transcription coactivator activity; protein binding. Lineage: Eukaryota; Metazoa; Arthropoda; Arachnida; Araneae; Theridiidae. Gene Ontology annotation, cellular component: nucleus; SAGA-type complex. Gene Ontology annotation, biological process: regulation of transcription by RNA polymerase II; chromatin remodeling. The record is from RefSeq and is a predicted model, not a curated record.